Haliotis rufescens (red abalone) is the source of this 1349-nucleotide messenger RNA. RefSeq names its product transcription elongation factor A N-terminal and central domain-containing protein 2-like. Gene Ontology annotation, biological process: DNA-templated transcription. The coding region runs from base 101 to 721 and encodes 206 amino acids. The transcript has 4 exons. The record is from RefSeq and is a predicted model, not a curated record. Lineage: Eukaryota; Metazoa; Mollusca; Gastropoda; Lepetellida; Haliotidae.
AUACCGGUUUAAAAGUUGUUAACCGGAGUUCCCUCCCCUCAGUAAACAAAGCUACAGUUGCAACUGACAAGUCAACUUAUAAAAUUGACCUGUUUUCAUAAUGGACAAAUUUGUGACCAGAACGAGAAAACAGGGUGGACAAUCUUCCCCAGGGAAGAAAAAACAGUUUAGACAGGCGACAAUUGAAUCUUUGCAGGGGGUCGUGGUCAUCGAGGAAAUCCAGCGUCUCAAGAACAAGCUGAAACUAGAAAAUCAGUCAAAGGAUGUUCUUGUGGACUGUUUGAAGGAACUUGGGAAGAAGAUACCCCCUAGACACGUCUUGUUGUCUACCAAAAUAGGAAAAGUUGUAAAUCGAUUCCGCAAACAUGAAGAUAACCAAGUUUCGAGUGAAGCGCGACGGGUGUACCUCAAGUGGAGGCGUCACUUCAAGGAUCAUCUUGAUCGGCCACAAAUUGAAGUGAAAUGUGAUGCAAAGACAGAAAAAAUGAGAGCAUCAGGAAAACGUUUCAUCGCAGACGCCCUUUCUCUAGAGCUGUCCCACAGUCUUCCUGAGGCAAUAGAGAGAGAAGUGUUCUAUGUGAGCAAGAGGCUGAUUAAUGUCCACUACCGAAGGACAAUGCGCACGGUAGUCUUCACUCUCAGGAAUAAAGAAGAGGUGAAAAACAAAGUUAAAGCCAGAGAAAUGCCUGUUGAAGAAUUUGUGAAGACAUUUCAGAAAUGAUAUGGUGUGUGUGGAUUAAGCAUGUGAGGAUUCCCUGUCAGAAACAAAUUUGUGUGUAUAGGUGUUAGCGUGGAAUAAUUGCCCGGAGCGAGAAAGAAGUACAGUGGUGUUCAGCUGGGUUAUGCAUGGUUUAUCUACAACAGCGACACAUCUGGGUCUCCAUUACAUGCUAAGGCUGGGUGUAGCAGAGAGUAACACUGAUGGUGCCGGUGUAGCUGUUGUUGGUGAAGAUAGACUCUAGUUGAGAUUUAGACAGCUGAACAGUGUGUGAUAGUUUGAAUGAUCCGGGACUCUAGCUGAGAUUUAGACAGCUGAACAGUUUGUGAUAGUUUGAAUGAUCCGGGACUCUAGCUGAGAUUUAGACAGCUGAACAGUGUGUGAUAGUUUGAAUGAUCAGGGACUCUAGUUGAGAUUUAGACAGUUGGACAGUGUGUGAUAGUUUGAAUGAUCCCGGAGUAGAUGUUUGGUCAGGACUCACUUUGUCCUUUUCGAUUUAAAUUGAAACAAUUUUAUGUGUGUGCAUUGUCAGUUAUGUUAUGAUCUAUACGUAUGGCAUGUUUUAUGCAGGCUUUUACAAAAUGAUUAUUUUAUUUAAAUGUUUGUUCGUUUAAUAAAAUAUCAUGAACAA